GCAGUAGAAAAGUGUCCAUGUGGUGUUGCCGUAGCACUUCCGUUUGAACUCGUUCAGAGACGACGCUCAGUUUGUCAGAGCAACAUGGCGGAGGUGGAGGCGAAGAAGAAAAAGAAGAUGAAGAAAUUAAACGAAGAAGAAAUUGGAGAAAUUCAACAGAGCGGAGACUUUUUCAUCCAGCCAGAGUCAAAGGUCGCGACCCUGGACACGUCACAGUGGCCGCUCUUAUUAAAGAACUUUGACAAACUGAAUGUGCGUACAGCUCAUUACACUCCGUUACCCAACGGCAGUAACCCACUGAAGAGAACCAUCCACGACUACGUCAGGUCGGGCUUCAUUAACCUGGACAAACCGGCGAACCCGUCGUCUCACGAGGUGGUGGCGUGGAUCCGCAGGAUUCUGCGCGUGGAGAAAACUGGUCACAGCGGAACGCUCGACCCGAAGGUCACGGGCUGUCUGAUCGUGUGCGUGGACCGAGCCACGCGCCUGGUCAAGUCUCAGCAGAGCGCUGGUAAAGAGUAUGUGGGAAUCGUUCGGCUGCACAAUGCCAUAGAGAGCGAACAUGUUCUGGCUCGGGCCUUGGAGACGCUGACCGGCGCUCUGUUCCAGCGGCCGCCGCUCAUCGCAGCAGUGAAGCGUCAGUUGAGAGUCCGGACCAUCUACGAGAGCAAGCUGAUCGAGUACGACCCAGAGCGCAGGCUGGGGAUCUUCUGGGUGAGCUGUGAAGCGGGGACUUACAUCCGGACUCUGUGCGUCCACCUCGGGCUGUUGCUCGGGGUCGGGGGUCAGAUGCAGGAACUGAGAAGAGUCCGGUCUGGAGUUUUGGGAGAGAAGGACAACGUGGUGACGAUGCACGACGUGCUGGACGCUCAGUGGCAGUUUGAUCACAACAAAGACGAGUCGUACCUGCGCAGAGUCAUCUUCCCUCUGGAGAAGCUGCUGGUGUCUCACAGGCGUCUGGUGAUGAAGGACAGCUCGGUGAACGCCAUCUGCUACGGAGCCAAGAUCAUGCUGCCCGGCGUCCUCAGGUACGAAGACGGCAUCGAGAUGAACCAGGACAUCAUAACAACCAAGGGGAGGCCAUCUGCACGGUGUGUUUCUGUCGCUCUGAUGACGACGGCCGUGAUCUCCACGUGUGAUCACGGCAUCGUGGCAAAGAUCAAGAGGGUCAUCAUGGAGAGAGACACGUACCCUCGGAAGUGGGGUCUGGGACCAAAGGCGAGUCAGAAGAAGAUGAUGAUUCAGAAAGGACUCCUCGACAAACACGGCAAACCCAACGGCAGCACGCCGCAGGACUGGACCAGUCACUAUGUGGACUACAGCGUCUCCAAAGACACAGAAGGGUCAUGUGAUGCGUCUGCAAAGAGGAAACGUGAGACAGGUGACAGUGAGAGUGAGACAGCUCCGCCUACAGGGGACGCCAAGAAACAGAAGAAGAAGAAAGAGAAGAAGGCGAGACUGGAGGAAACUGAAGUUGCUGAAGAAGCGGUGGAGGAGGCGGAGGCGGAGCCUAACACUGAGCUUGAAAGUGCCAAGAAGAAAAAGAAGAAGAAGAAGAAAGAGAAAGAAGAGGGCGUGUCGGAGUGACUCCGAACUGUAUAAAAGCCGAGUUUUUGUUUUCUGUAAAUAUGUGAACACAAAGUGUUUUUUCAAAAUAAAAG
Messenger RNA from Solea senegalensis (Senegalese sole), 1661 nucleotides. It is a transcript of the gene dkc1, whose product is annotated as dyskeratosis congenita 1, dyskerin. The record is from RefSeq and is a predicted model, not a curated record. Gene Ontology annotation, cellular component: box H/ACA snoRNP complex. Gene Ontology annotation, biological process: box H/ACA sno(s)RNA 3'-end processing; snRNA pseudouridine synthesis; rRNA pseudouridine synthesis. Gene Ontology annotation, molecular function: pseudouridine synthase activity; RNA binding. NCBI's taxonomy places the organism in Eukaryota, Metazoa, Chordata, Actinopteri, Pleuronectiformes, Soleidae.